AUGGAGUCAAAAGUGCAGAAGGACACCUGGCGACCCUACUGGGUCCGCGGAGGUCACGUCGAGGACAUGGUCUUCAUUGGCAAGGACGUGAUCGCCUGGUGCAUCGGCGUGCACAUCGUAUUCUUCAACGUGGUGCAACAAAAGGAGUCGAUUCGAUGGUGCUGCAACAGCGAAGUGGGCGAGGGCGCGCACUGUUUAUCAGGUCAUUCGAGUCUGUCGAUCUUCUGCUUCGCCGAGAGGGUGAACAACCCGAAAAUCUUUGUCUAUUCGUAUCCGUCCAUGACUCUGAUCACCGAGUGCACUGGCGGCACCAGAAACAAGUACCUGUCCACUGCGUUCACUGCCCGAGACCAUAUGGUGUCCAUUGGAUGGUACCCGAACUUCCCUUUGAUCGUCUGGGCCUGGAGGACCGGAGAGAAGAUCGCCAGAGUGACCACGUUCGUGUGCGACCAGGUUGGGGAGAUCUUGAGAAUCACUCAGGUUGGACCUACCGUGGUUGCUCAGAUGGGCAGGACCUGUGGCAGAUUGUACACCUGGGAGUUGGACAUUGCCGGGAAGACCGUGACCCUGCAAGAGCACGAGAUAAAACUGCCGUGCCACGAUCCAAUCGCGUGGGUGGACUGGUCUUCAACCUCCCCGGAGCCUCUGCUGGCAAUCACUGACAGAAACGGUCACGUCUACCUCAGCAACUACGAUGGCUCCCACGUCUACCGUAUCGUCCUCUCCCAGCGCUGCGGCAUCUGUUUGGAGUACGAGUUACCGAUCAUCAACUGGUUCGGCGAGGGGAUCAUCCUGCGCACUACCUUCUGCCAGCUUCGCUACUACUCGAAGAACCCGAAAACUCACAAAUGGAAUAUGACGUGGUACGUCAAACUAGAGACCAAACCGUGCAUCCUCAUCACCCAUCCCCUCAAGACCGACUGGUGCUUCUAUCACACGUUCGAGGGCUUCCUGAUGGAGAUCACUAUACCGAAAAGCGGUGGUCAUCCGAUGGUAGAGAACUGUCUGAAUUAUGGCGCUAGUUUCAAGUUCAUGGACUUCGUGUACCCCUGGUGUCAUCACGUGGUCGGCACGGACAAUUUGAAAGAGUUGGUCGUGCUGGAGUCUUUCAGCGGCAGUCAGCUGACCACCGUCGAUCUAGAGAUCCAGAGCGAGAUCACUUGUCAAGCCUCGCAUCCUGAUUAUCCGAUGAUCGUUGUGGGGACUCAGCAGGGUGAACUGAUUUUUGUGAGUUUUGUGGCUCCCGAGGAGCCGAAGAUCGUUGCCCUUUUGCGGCUGCAGGAGGGUCCUCUGGAUCUGAUCAAGUUGUCUUAUAGUGGAAGAUCGUUGAUAGCCGCGGAAUCUCAGCGCGGCAAUUGCUACUGCAUCAACUUGCGUCCAGAAAAAGCGUUCACCGUGCUGGGUAUGGUGCAAUCCUACAGAAGAAUCAGCGACGCGUUGAUCUACGAAGGCGCCAGGAGACUGAUGGUGCUCUUGCUCAUGGUCCAUUCGAAACAGCACGGCUUGGGCCAGAACCUGAAGCUGUACGUCGUUCCAGAAGGCAAAGAUCUCGUCGACGAGGUUGUCGAUACCUUGGAUCUAUAUGUAACCUACCAUAGCCUGUGGCAUCAUCCCUCCAACGCGAUGAUGCUCAUAGGAACGCCGUACAUGUCGCGACAGCUGCGGGUCCAGAAACUCCAGGAUUUCAAGAGCAUGGUCUUGGUGGAUGGCUUGUUGACUGGCCACCUUGUCAAGAUGGCGAAUCUCUUCGUCGAUAAACAGUGGCUAACCAGCACUGCCUUCGACGGUUUGGUCUAUGUGAGGGACAGGACCCUGCGCAAGGUGGUCGCCUGCUUCGUGUCGCAUCAUAGAGCGGACUUUGGUAACGUGAAGGCGGUUGCGAAUAAGUUCGGAGACCUGAUCGUGGUUAUGGGGUACGAUGGAUCCUUGGUCGCCAUGAUAAAGGUUCAAUUUGUGUCUCUGGGCAUCAAAAUCUUGGUUCAGUUGCAAUUAAUGCUCCUUCUUCCUCCAGCGCAGGAUAAUACAUCCUCGUGUCCUGCAGAUGCUCAGUGCCUUCAUCGUGUGGACUACACUCUCUACGACAAGAAUGAGAAGAAGGUCCAAUCGGACUACGCCAGCCUCCCUUCGGAAUUCCAUGAAAUGCUAUCAGGUUCUAGGUAUCAGUUCCCCGACCCUGAAGAAAACGGCGAGGAGACGUGGUUCAGUUGGAGAAAGGAAGCUCAACUGCAGAGAGAAGUAGCCCAGUGCGAGGAAGAGAGAUCACAGAUUUUGAAGGACUUCGAAGUGCUGAAAGGCAAGGUGAAGGCUCUGCUGGACGCUAAUGAGAUCUGUCCAGAGAUCGAGAGACUUCCGGUGUCUGCGUUCGACUUGGACAGAGCCGGGCGAGAUCAGAAAUUGAAGGCCGGUCGUAAUCAGUGCGAGGAUCUUCAUCUGGAGCUUGAGCAUGGCAUUAGCGAGAUGAAGAGAGUGUCGAAUUGGUUGAAGGAGACUUUCUGGGAUCCUCAGAAGGUGAUUGGCAAGAGUUUGGUCGCCAUCUUUGGCGACAGAGAAGUGGUGAACUAUCCUGAGACCGAGGACGACCCGAGGACUGCCGAGCUGCUGCAGUUCUCGCAGUUUUCCAAGGAUAGCGUCUCCAUGAUCCUCGACGAGGACACUUUCCAGUCGUGGAAGCUGUACACGGACGAGGAGCUAGAGCUGGAGCUUAACAAGUGCAUGAAACUACAUCACGAAGCGGACAUCAAGAUGGACAUGUUGCUGGAGGAGGAGGAAGAUGAGAAGGUGAUCUCCGAAAUGACACUGGCGAAGAUGAGGGCUUUGGAGGGGACCAUUGCACACCGGUUCAUCGACUUGUCAUCCUGCUAUUCUCAAAUGGAAUCUUAUGGGUUCGGACACGUGAUGGUGAACAAUCGUUUCCUGUUGCACGACUGCGCGAAAAUCCGCAGUUACUUCAACACAGCGUUCGAAGAAGUGUACGCUCAGAAGGAGCGGGAGAUGAAUGUGAUCAGAGAUAGGAUCGAGAGGAUAUGUCACAUCAAUUCAGAGUUGCAAACAAUGUUCAGUGGAAGAAUCUCCUACAUACCUGAGGAUCCCAUUUGGCGCUGGCAGGAGAGCCCAGAAGGCGUUGUCAAGGUGUUCGAUCACGAGGUGAAGGCGAGACCGUACAUUUCGCCGUCGCAACAAGAACUCCUAGACAGACAGGCGGCCGAGGCAGAGCGGAUCAGGCGGUUGUUGCUGGCCGAUGAUUUUCGCGAACGCGCCUUAAUGACGAUGAUGGACGGCGUGCUGGAGGUUCGAUGGGAGGACGUCAUCAAGAUUGACGUUCCCAAGCCCGCCUGCAUGCUCGAGAAGCGACCGGAAGACUACAACGAGGACGACAUACUCGUCGUGAAGAAGUACGAAAAAGACGUACUGUUCCUGCAAGAGGAACGCGAACGGUACAACAGGAAGCUGGAGGCGGAGUACACCAAGGUCAUGGGACUAUUGCAGGAAGGGAUCGACAAAUUCAACGCUAAGCUCGAUCAACUCUUUCGGCUGAAGAUGAACAUCGAGUCGGCCAUAAAUCAGAUGCAUCUGCGAUACGUCCGCGGUCGCCUGCGAAACUAUCGUCGAAUGGUAUCCCUGCGCGAGGAAGAGAAGAUCAAGAAGCAGCUCUCGAACAAAGAGAAAUACUUGGUCACCUUGCAGAGCAACAUGGAAAUCUUCAAAAGCCUGCAUCAAGAACUGUUGAUCCAGCACGAGUUGAUCACGACUCGCGAGAAGACGCUGUCCAAGCGGUUCAAGGGCGAGUUUUCUUCCAUGAACAAGUUCCACGUGGAACUUCUGGAUCGCCAGUUCAAACGUCGACCUAGAGUCAGCCUGAAAAACCUAAGUUCCGCCGAGUUUACGGAUCUAAUAGCUCAUAUAGCUGUUAGGAGCAGAGCUGUGUACCUUGCUCAUGAUAGCAAGGAGUAUCUGAAGGCUCUAGACCAUCUAGACAUUCGGCCAAAUGUCCUUCCGAUGACGUUAGAAUCUGCCGAUUGGGAACACUUGGUUAAGGUGCGAAGGCACAAGAUCGAGUCAGAGUUGAAGCUCAGAGCGAAGGAAGCGGAGAUCGCGGACACUGAGAAAGUGCUCGAAGGAUUUCAAAAGAAGAUCGAGAAGUGCAUUGCUGAUAUCGAGCAGGUCAAGGAGGACCUCGGUGAGAAUCGACGGCAGAGGACGACCAGCGAACUGGACCUUGAGAUGCAGUUCGUGAUGAAGAUGGGUCAGGCGGAGGUCGAUUUGACUGGAGAACUUGAGGACACUAAGAACGUGGUGUUGGUGACCAGGGACGAGAUACUGGCGGUGAACGCGUUGAUAGAGGCUGCCGGGAAGUGCAAGCUGGUGGCUCUCUCGCGGCUGCUGGACUUCCAAAGAGGCACGAAAUUGAAAGAGUGGAUCCACGGCUGCCGCAAGAAGCAACUGAGCGACCUGCAGGAGGACCUGCGUUUCCUCGGGGUGGUGACCGUGACGAAGGAGAUGCAGCAGUACCUGAAGCGGAAAGCCAAGGAUCUGCCCGACGACAAGACCUUGGAACGGAUGACCGUGGACGUGGAAGCUGCGAAGGCGCAGUGCGAGAAGCUGAUGGAGAACCGCAAGGCUCGACUGGCCUCGAUACAGAAGGACAUCGUGAUCACCAGGAGCAAGAACGAGGAACUCGAUCGGCGGAUCUUCGAUCUGAACGUGUCGAGGUGCGACAUGGAGCUCCGCCGCGAUCAUAUCGCCGAGGCGAGGCAGCGGCAACACACGGAGAGGAAGAUCAGGAUGGUCAUGAGGCGAUCCGAUCUGAUCAAGAAGCUGCAGGAUAAUUACGCGGAGCUGUUGGAGCUGCAGACCUUGCACGAGCUGCUCAGGCUGAGGCGAUACCCAACGCUCCACUUCAAGUUCCUCGACGACAACGACAAGUAG
Molecule: messenger RNA, 4926 nt
Organism: Megalopta genalis
Lineage: Eukaryota; Metazoa; Arthropoda; Insecta; Hymenoptera; Halictidae
Source: RefSeq, a predicted model, not a curated record